AUGCACCAAUACUACAAAAUGGCCGACUCGGGUAUAGGAAAUAUCACUGGCGGCUUACGGCGCCGCUUCUCGGUGCGGCUCAUCAUCUCCUACGCCUUCGACUGGGCCGUCCUCAUCUUCUUCGCUGCAAUCGGCGUCGUCUUCGACCGCAUCGAGCCCGCCAAACGACCCUUUUCUCUUGUCGACCCCAACAUCGCCUUCCCAUACACCGAACACGAACUCGUUCCGAUCUACCUACUCUUCAUCCUUGCCAUCGGCGUUCCUGCUGUCAUCGUCGCCGUUGUCUCCUUGAUCUUCGUUCCCGGACCAACUGCCCCCAAAGGCACACCCAAGACGCUCAUCUUGCAGCGUAAGCUCUGGGAAUUCCACGUCGGCUUGCUCGGCCUCGUUUUCGCCCUCUCUCUAGCAUGGUUCUUUACAAGUGCCAUAAAGAACUUCUUUGGCAAGCCUCGCCCCGAUCUUCUGAGUCGUUGCGAACCCGACUGGAAGAACGUCAAGGAUCAUAUUGCUGGCGGCUACAGCUGGGGCAACAUGAACGGUCAGCUCGUCUACGCCAGUAUUUGCCAGCAGACAGACUCGUACAAGCUCGACGACGGCUUCCGCUCUUAUCCCAGCGGCCACGCCUCCUCCGCCGCCGCCGGCCUAAUUUACGCCUCGCUCUUCCUAGCCAGCAAGUUCUCCGUCACCAUCCCCUUCGUUACGCCUUCGGCCGCUGUAGCUGCGGGGGCUACUGGAGCUGCUUCUCACGCCGCCUUCCCUUCCCGCCUGAGCCCUGAAGUUGAUCUCUACGAGCCCACUCGCGCCCGCGGCUUCGACGACCGAUCUGCCACCUCCUCGCUCACUACCAAGGUCUCGCUCUUUGGCGAUAUGGGCCAGCACAACGCCAAGAUCCAGUCUCUUCGCCGUCAAGCUGCUGCUCCCCCCGUCUACCUCCUCGUCUUCACCCUCCUCCCCUUCGGCGUUUCCAUAUUCGUCGCCGGCUCCCGUUGGUAUGACAUGCGCCACCACGGCUUCGAUAUCCUCUUCGGCUACCUGAUGGGUGUUGUCACCUCCUUCUACGCCUUCUACUACUACCACCUUCCCAUCCGCACUGGCGCAGGCUGGGCCUGGGGUCCUCGCAGCGACGAACGCGCCUUCUGGGCUGGCGUUGGCCGUCUGGGCUAUGCUGGUACGGAUGAGGAGCUGGGUAUUUACUCUCGACGAAACGAUGUGGGUAUUUCUGGUGAUACUUCGUACCCUCCCAUGGCGUCUACCCUUGCGCAGCGAAAUAUGCAACAACAUGAUGAUCAGGGCAGUGAGCGUCGUCCAAGCCAGAACUUCCGGGAUGUUGAGCUACAGCGGAUGGACGAGGCGGAUUGUGCCGAUAACCUGUUUGGUGAAAACCGCGUCUAG
This is a messenger RNA of Fusarium keratoplasticum, 1392 nucleotides long. RefSeq names its product AcidPPc domain-containing protein. Gene Ontology annotation, molecular function: phosphatidate phosphatase activity. Lineage: Eukaryota; Fungi; Ascomycota; Sordariomycetes; Hypocreales; Nectriaceae. The transcript is spliced from 2 exons. Gene Ontology annotation, biological process: phospholipid metabolic process. Bases 1 to 1392 code for a protein of 463 amino acids. The record is from RefSeq and is a predicted model, not a curated record.